AUGGAGUUGCUUGUAGCAGGAUUUGACGACAUCAAGUUCAAUGUUGAAAUAGCUUUAGACGAACAACAUGGGGCUUUACCUCUGCCGUUUAAUGGAAUGGACAAAUCUAUCGCCGCAGUUUGUUCAUUUUAUCCAAAAGGUUCCUGUUCUAAAGGAGCAUUAUGUCCAAUGAGACAUGUACGAGGCGAUCGAACUGUUGUUUGUAAACAUUGGUUACGUGGUUUGUGUAAAAAAGGGGAUCAGUGUGAAUUCUUACACGAAUAUGACAUGACUAAAAUGCCUGAAUGUUAUUUCUAUGCUCGAUUUAAUGCUUGUCAUAACAAAGAAUGUCCAUUUUUACAUAUUGAUCCUGAAAGUAAAUUAAAAGACUGUCCAUGGUAUGAUCGAGGAUUUUGUCGCCAUGGCCCACAUUGUAAACAUAAACAUGUUCGCCGUGUACUUUGUAUGAAUUAUGUUGCUGGAUUUUGUCCGGAUGGUCCGAACUGUAAAUUUGUUCAUCCUCGAUUUGAACUUCCGGCAUAUCAACAAUAUGAUGCCAACCAAAAAGAUUCAAAAAAACUUGUAGUAAUAUGUCAUUUUUGUGGUGACACUGGGCAUAAAGCUAUGUACUGUCAUAAAAUGGUAUCAGAUCUUGUAAAAAUUAAACCAGAGCUGGAGGUCAACAAUGAACCAUUGCCAACAAAUGCUCAAGCAGGAUUUGCUAGAAAAUUGAAACCACUAGAAGAAGUUACAUGCUAUAAAUGUGGAUUUAAGGGUCAUUAUGCCAAUAAGUGUCCAAAGGGGCAUUUAGCUUUUUUAUCUUUGCAACAAAACCAGGCACUCCAGAACAACCAAGGUGCAUGA
Molecule: messenger RNA, 843 nt
Organism: Macrosiphum euphorbiae (potato aphid)
Lineage: Eukaryota; Metazoa; Arthropoda; Insecta; Hemiptera; Aphididae
Source: the annotation of a GenBank genome assembly